Theobroma umbraticum is the source of this 2973-nucleotide messenger RNA. Lineage: Eukaryota; Viridiplantae; Streptophyta; Magnoliopsida; Malvales; Malvaceae. The record is from RefSeq and is a predicted model, not a curated record.
AUGAGGUCUUUUCUUGGGAGUUAUCAAUUCGUCUCGUUCCUCUUCUUGUACUUGUAUUCUCAGGCUUACAUUUCGUCUUGUUUUACUUCUUCAAUGCAAAGGCCAACAUGGUCUCACAAUGAGGGUCAGGCUUUACUUCUCUUCAAGCAGACCCUCUUUAUUGAUUAUACUGCUUCGUUACUUUGCAAUUCAAAUUAUGGCAGUCCUACGAAUUCUUUUCCGAAGACAGACUCAUGGAAGGAAGAUUCAGAUUUCUGUUUAUGGGAUGGAGUCACUUGCGAUGGCGUUACAGAUCAUGUGAUUGGCCUUGAUCUUAGUUGCAGUUGGCUUUAUGGUACCAUUCCUUCCAACAGCACUCUUUUUCUCCUUCAACACUUGAAGAGGCUCAAUCUCGCAUUUAACAAUUUCGGGGAAUCCAAGAUUUCGGCCAAGUUUGGUCAGUUCCCAAAUUUAACACAUCUUAACCUCUCUAGUUCAUUUUUUUCAGGCCAAGUUCCGUCCGAAAUCUCAUAUCUUUCUAAGCUAGUUUCACUUGAUCUGUCUACGUUCAGUCUACCUCCUGUCGGUGAACAAGAACCGUUUCAAGAACUGAUGCUUGAAACAACAACUCUGAAAAGGUUAGCUCAGAACUUUAGCGAGGUAGAAGAACUUUUCCUUGCUGGAAUAGACAUGUGUUCAGUUGACGCUGUUCACUUAGUGAACCUUUCUUCCUCUUUGACAUCUCUUAGUCUGGAUGAUUGUGGAUUAAAUGGGACAAUUUCGGACAGAAUUUUUCAAUUUCCAAAUCUGAAGUUGCUCAAAUUAGGUAACAACCCUGAACUUGUGGUUUAUCUUCCAAAGUCCAAUGGGAGUAGUGCCCUUGAAGUCUUAGAUCUUAAACAGACUAUUCUUGUUGGAGAAUUGUCCGAUUCAAUCAGGGGUUUGAAGUCAUUGAAAUCUUUAAAUGUUGCUAGUUGUGACUUGAAUGGGUCAAUCCCGGCAUCACUUGUAAACCUUUCACAAAUUGUUGUCCUAGAGCUCUCGGAUAAUAAGUUUAGUGGAUGGAUCCCAGCAUCACUUGCAAACCUCACACAGCUUCAACAUUUAGACGCAUCAUAUAAUGAACUAGAGGGCACUAUUCCUCAUUAUGCAAAUGGGUUUUCAAAAUUAGUAACUUUAUUCUUGCCUUCUAACUUACUUAAUGGAACUAUACCACCUUGGGUGUUUAAGUUACCUUCAUUACAGUUAUUGUCUCUUGCAAAUAAUAGACUCACCGGUCAUAUUAGCGAAUUCCGGUCAAAAUCUUUGUCCAUAAUCUAUUUAAAAAAUAACAUGUUGCAGGGUCAUAUUCCAAGCUCAAUCUUUCAACUUGUAAACCUCACCGUGCUUGAUCUAUCAUUAAAUAACUUUAGUGGCAUUGUUGAGUUAGACAUGUUUUCGCAGCUCCAAAAUCUUGAAUCACUCGAUCUUUCUCUUAAUAGUCUGUCAUUGAGCUCAGAGAAUCAUGUCGACUACACAUUGACCAAACUCCAGUCCUUGUCAUUGUCGUCUUGUAACUUGAGUGAAUUCCCCAAUUUCUUGAGAGGUUCAAAAGUGUUGAAGUUUUUAGACCUUUCCAAAAAUAGAAUUCAAGGCCAGAUUCCCAAAUGGAUGUGGAAAGUGGGGAAGGAAUCUUUGUUACAUUUAUACCUUGAUCAUAAUUUCCUAACAGGUCAUUUGCAAUUCCCAUGGAGGAAUGUUGUAAUUCUCUACCUCCAAUCUAACCUGUUUCAAGGAGUGCUUCCAAUUCCACCCGUUCGGACAUCUUUCUUUUCCAUCGCGAACAAUUACAUGACGGGGGAGAUUCCUUCUUUGAUUUGCAUGGUCAGUUCCCUGAAAAUUGUUGAUGUAUCACAUAACAAUUUGAGUGGCAAGAUUCCCAGUUGUCUUCUUAACUUUAGUCAAAAUCUUUUAGUGUUGGAUCUGAGGGCAAAUAAUUUUCAUGGAGCCAUCCCCAAAUCAAUUGUGGAACCCUGUAGCUUAGAGAAUCUCAACUUCCAUGGAAACCAAAUUGAAGGGUUGUUACCAGGAUCUUUGGCCAAUUGUAGGAACCUUCAGGUUCUAGACCUUGGCAAGAACAAGUUCACGGGUACAUUUCCCAAUUGGUUGGAAACUCUUCCAAUGCUGCAGGUGCUUGUUUUAAGUUCAAAUAAAUUCCAUGGUGUUGUAAAUAAUUCCAGAGCAAGACUACUUUUUCCCAAGCUGCGAGUCUUAGACCUCUCUAACAAUGAUUUUGUUGGUCCUUUUCCUGCUUGUUACAUUGAAAAUCUAAAAGCUAUGGCGAAUCUCACUGACAGCAGAAGUUCUUCAAAAUACGUGGAAGGAAGCCGCUCAUAUGAUUAUUCAGUAGUUCUGACAAUAAAAGGACAAGAGGUUGAAUUGGUGAAAGUUUUAACCAUAUUCACAAGCAUGGAUCUCUCCAAUAACUACUUCCAGGGCGUGAUUCCAGAAGUUAUAGGAAAGCUUAAUUCACUCAUAGGGCUUAAUCUUUCUCAUAACAACUUCUUUGGUCAUAUUCCACCAUCCAUUGGAAACUUGAUUAAUCUUGAAUGGUUAGAUCUCUCAUCGAACAAGUUUAUUGGCAACAUACCUCAGGAAUUGGUGAAUUUGACGUUUCUUGUCAUUUUAAAUCUGUCCAAAAAUCAACUUGUUGGAUCUAUACCUCAAGGCAAACAAUUCAACACUUUUGAAAACAGUUCAUAUGAAGGAAACGUUGGGUUAUGUGGCUUUCCACUGUCGAAAGCUUGCAAUGAAAUCGGGAUGCAGAAGCCCACCAUAGCGAUGAAAGAAUCAGGAAUUGGAUUUGGGUGGAAAGUUGUGUUGAUGGGGUAUGGAUGUGGUUUGAUAUUUGGACUGACUGGUGGAUAUCUUAUCUUUCAAACAGGAAAACCAAAAUGGAUUAUCAAUUUGGUCGAGGGAAAACAGCUUCAAAGGGGAAAAAGAUCAAGGAAGUAA